AUGGCGUAUAUGCCGUAUAUGCCGUGUACGCCUUACACCAAAAGUCCUAGGCAACCUGCUAAGGAAGCCACAACCAAUAGAUUCACGAUAUUUUCCGCAGAGAUUUUGCUCAGAUGUCUUCUAGAAACCUUCGAAUUAUGGUCAGAGCUUUCGAAUUUUGAUGCCUAUCAGAAUUCUGUCUUGUUACCCCAAACCUCUACUGGGAAUGAAAUCCAUGAUACGGACUUGGGUACUUCGAAAGCACCUGACAAGUUACGAGCAAACUGGCAGUCAUACAAGGAAUCCUUCGCAAACCUCACCUUGAAACAUUAUGCAACCACUUCAAUGAUGCUUUCGCAUCGAUCUUUUGCCUAA
This is a messenger RNA of Sclerotinia sclerotiorum 1980 UF-70, 354 nucleotides long. RefSeq lists its product with no specific name. The record is from RefSeq and is a predicted model, not a curated record. The transcript has 3 exons. The coding region runs from base 1 to 354 and encodes 117 amino acids. NCBI's taxonomy places the organism in Eukaryota, Fungi, Ascomycota, Leotiomycetes, Helotiales, Sclerotiniaceae.